AUGGGGGAACUUGAGGGCUCUCACGUCCCCGGCGUGCCGCAGUACGAGCCCCGAGAGCAGCGGAAAUGGCUCGUCCUUGUCGUCGCCUGGAUGACGACGCUGGCCGCCCUAGCCGUCAUGGCACGCCUGUGGUGUCGACGCAUUCGCAACCAGCCCUUCUGGUGGGACGACUACCUCAUCAUGUUUUCGACGAUCUGGAACUGGGCCGUCGUGGGCGUCGGGUUCGCCAUGUUCAUCGAGGGCGUGGGCUACCACGCCGACGAGGUGGGCGAGCGCGCCGUCGCCAACAUCUCCAUGUGGCUGCUCGUCACGGAAAUCAUCUACGUGUGGAACCUGUGCUGGACCAAGCUCGGCCUUCUGUGCAUGUACUACCGCAUCUUCCGGUUCCCCCUGUUCAAGAGGCAGGUCGUGGCCGUGGGCGGCUUCGUCGUGCUCUGGGCCGUGUGCGUGUCCUUUCUCUUCACCUUCAUCUGCGUGCCCGUCGAGAAGCUGUGGCGGCCGGCCGUCGAGGGCCGCUGCGUCAGCGAGCUGGGCGUGUGGCUGGCCAACGCGAGCUCAACCAUCUUCUCCGACGUCGUCAUCUUGCUGCUGCCCAUCCCGCAGGUCUGGAGGCUGCAGCUCAAGACGUUGGAAAAGGUUGGCCUGACGCUGGUGUUUGGCCUGGGCUUCUUCGCCGUGUUUGCCUCGUCGUUUCGCACCUGGGUCCUGUUCAACUACUCCAAGCACGACAUCAGCUACACGCUCGCGCCGCUGCUGGCCUGGUCCGACAUUGAAAUGUCCGCCGGCAUCAUCUCCGCCUGCCUGCCCACCAUGCGGCCGCUCGUCCGCCUCGUCACGGCCAGGCUCGGGCUCGCCAGCAUCUUUAGGCUAUCCCGCUUCACGCGCUCCUGGGCAGACGGGUCGCGCGAGGAGUCCGAUACCGCCGGCGGCAAGACGUCCAAGGAGAGCCAGAGCCGCGGCGAGGUCGUCGGGCUGCCUAGCUUCGUCACGCCGCAGUCUCUGCGGGUCACGGCCGAGCCGACCAGGAGGAGGGACAGGAACAGCGCUUUUUACAGGCUGCCCGACGACACCCCGUCUGGCCGGUUCGGUGGGAUCCUGGUGGAAACGAGCCUGGAAUGGGGGCUGGAGUCGGAAGGGAAAGCCGCCCCCGGCGCAGAGGUCACUGAGGUGCAGGCGCCGACAAGGAAUCUGACGGCCUACGAUAGCAGCAGUAGCAUCGAGAUGAUGGACGGGCUGAGUGCCGCCACGAGCAAGAGUGAGAUUCCGAUACGGAGGUGCCAGUAG
Messenger RNA from Metarhizium brunneum ARSEF 3297, 1284 nucleotides. RefSeq lists its product as uncharacterized. NCBI's taxonomy places the organism in Eukaryota, Fungi, Ascomycota, Sordariomycetes, Hypocreales, Clavicipitaceae. The record is from RefSeq and is a predicted model, not a curated record.